Molecule: messenger RNA, 3836 nt
Organism: Phacochoerus africanus (Common warthog)
Lineage: Eukaryota; Metazoa; Chordata; Mammalia; Artiodactyla; Suidae
Product: transmembrane protease serine 11F-like
Exons: 12
Coding region: 1-1638 (545 amino acids)
Biological process (GO): proteolysis
Molecular function (GO): serine-type endopeptidase activity
Source: RefSeq, a predicted model, not a curated record
AUGCUGAUCAUACUUCCCAACCAGGAAGUGGGAUCUCUGAGUCAGCGCGGCGUGUUGUUCCUCUGCGAAGUGACUCUGAUUAUUUUCCAGCCUCCCAGCCCUAACUUGAAGGAUAAAGAUCAGAUGGUGACUGAACAGAAGCUGCCCGGGUCCUGGGUCCAUGAUGUACGCGUGACCAAAGCUAUGAUGGAAAGGUAUCCCUGUGAAGAAGAGCCUUUCACGUUUCAUGACCAUCACUCCUUUAGAUCAUCCUGGUACCAACCAAAUUUUGUAACAGAGUUACUUCAUAAACUGCUUCCCAUUAAAUUUUUAGAGUUAAAAUAUGUGCCUAGGCCAGUUCGAUAUUCAGAAGCUGAUUACCCACGAAUUGAUUAUCAAAGAAGAGAGAAAUUUUGGGACCCUAUAAGGCUAACUCUUUUCAUAUUGGCAAUUGUAGCAAUCAUAGGAAUUGCGAUUGGUAUUGUUACUCAUUUUGUUGUUGAGGAUGAUAAUUCAUUCUAUUAUCUUGCCUCUUUUAAAGUUACAAAUAUAAAAUACAAAGAAAAUUAUGGAAUGAGAACUUCAAGAGACUUUAUAGAAAGGAGUCAUCAAAUUGAGAAAAUGAUGUCUAGGAUAUUUCGAAAUUCUUCUGGAGAGGGUCGGUUUAUCAAAUCUCAUGUCAUCAAAUUGAGUCCAGAAAAAAACGGUGUGAACAUUCUUAUGGUGCUCAUGUUUCGAUACCCAUCUACUGACAACACUGAGCGAAUCAGGAAAAAAAUUGAAAGGAUUUUAUAUCAAACUAUGAAGACGAAACAGUUGCCUCUGACUAUAAACAAACCAUCAUUUACACUUACAUCUAUUGACCGCAAAAAGAUGAGGAAUCUACUCAAGAGCCGCUGUGGAAUAAGGAUGACAUCUUCAUAUAUGCCAUUAUUAGCAUUCUCUUCUACUGAAAGGAUUGUCCAAGGAAGGAAAACUUCCAUGGAAGGAGAGUGGCCAUGGCAAGCCAGCCUCCAGCUCAAAGGCAAGGGCCACCAGUGCGGAGCCAGCCUCAUCAGUAACACGUGGAUGCUCACAGCAGCUCACUGCUUCCGCAAAAAUAAAGACCCAAGUCAAUGGAUUGUUACUUUUGGUACAACCAUAACACCACCUGCGGUGCAAAGAAGUGUGGGAAAAAUUAUCAUUCAUGAAAAUUACCAUCAAGAAACAAAUGAAAAUGACAUUGCUUUGGCUCAGCUUGCUACCCGUGUUGAGUUUUCAAAUGUAGUUCAGAGAGUUUGCCUUCCUGAUUCAUCCAUAAAGUUGCCACCUAAAACAAGUGUAUUUGUGACAGGAUUUGGCUCCAUUGUAGAUGAUGGACCUACACAAAAUCACCUUCGGCAGGCCAGGGUGGAAACCAUAAGCACAGAAGUAUGUAACAGAAAGGAUGUGUAUGAUGGUCUGGUAACCUCAGGAAUGUUAUGUGCUGGAUACAUGGAAGGAAAAAUAGAUGCAUGUAAGGGAGAUUCUGGUGGACCUCUGGUUUAUGAUAACCAUGAUAUCUGGUACCUUGUUGGUAUAGUAAGUUGGGGACAAUCCUGUGCUCUUCCCAAAAAACCUGGAGUCUACACAAGAGUGUCUCGGUAUCGAGACUGGAUUGCCUUAAAGACUGGCAUCUAGUGUGAACUGACCAUGAAUUAUGCCCAUGGCACACAGAGCUAAAACUCCUGCAUAUUGUGUAUUAUUUACAUUCUUGUGGUUUGGAUCAGUGCUUUGGCUGGAUGUCUGGAAGUCCUUCAGACUCAGACCAAUCUAAUAUCAUGAGGUGGACACUGCGCACAUGUGACAGGACUCCUUCUCUAUGCUAAAAGAAGACAUGGAAAAUGACAAGCAGCACCAACUCCUCACUCACCAGAGAAACUGUUUGUGAUCUUGUUCAUCAGAUGAAUAUUUACAAAUGACUUCCCCUAAUUGAAGAAGGGGACCAUCACCUUCCACACGAUAUGAGUUGCUGCCAGGGCUGUCAAAAUCUUACUUCAUAUAGUACCCAGAGCACUUGGAGUUCUUCUGACAAAGAAUCAAACAGCAGUCUUCCCUGAGGAUUCAGGGCUUCAACACUUUAGAACAGAUGACUAGACAUUCAGUGGCUAGAAUAGAGAAGUGUGGGAUCUGCAACACAAUUAGAACUCUAUACCCUGGGCUUAUAAAUGAUACAAAGAGCAUUAACAUUAACCACAAGAGUUGCCAUGUAAAAGACAUUUAAAUGUAUCUGAACUUAUUGUUAACAUUGGGUUAUACACAUAGCACUAGUUUUAAGGUGCAUGCUCCAUUAUUAAUAAGCAUUUCCAAUAUACUCUCUAACAUCUUGCCAUCUUACAUCAACUGGAGCUAUACCAAAAAAGAGAAUAAGAAAGACUCAUGGGAGUGCUUUUCCAUGGGUACAAGGAGGAUAAAAAGAACCAAUUGGACCAAGACUAGAAGAAUUGUUUUCAAAUUAUUAAUAACAAAACAAGCAUUCUUUAGAUUUUGUGUAGAAUGAGACAUCCAAUUAUUUAUUUAGAAACACCUAUAUCAACAUGUGGUAACGGCUGACUCUGUAAGUCUUCCGUUCUCUGACAAGUCAGGUGUCUAUCAGAAUGUCAGGUUGGAAGAGAUGACUUGUACACAGCACUCAGGACAGUGCCUGUCAUAUAUUACAUACUAUAUAAAUGUUUGCCAUAAUGGAAAGGAAUGCUUCUAUGAAUUUUCAGAUGAAACUCAUUUAAUUUGUCAAAUGAGUGAAUGAUUUUGGGGCUUAAAUCAGCUUCAGGCCUAGUGGCGGAGAGCAUAGGCUUCUUCAGAACCAGGCUGUCAGAGCUUAAACCUUGGCUCUGCUGAGUACAAGCUGUGUGUCCUUAAUGUCUCUCUCUGUGCAUUAGCUCUUUCAUCCCUACAAUUAGAAUAAAAAUGGUGCCUACCUCAUAUCAUUAUGAGGAUCAAAUGCAUUAACAUAAGUAAAGCACUUAGGACAAUGUCUGCUGUACACAGCAGGCUCUCAAUAUGGACUAGCUGCUAUAAAUUAUUGUUUUGGACUCAAUAAAACAAUAUACUUUUUAAAAACUUGCUUCUUUAAAAUCAUAUCAUUGAUUUCAGAAUACUUUCAAUUGCUUUGUAAAAAAGUAAGGUGAAUUACUAUGUUGUCAAAACAACUGUUUAUGUCUCGUUAAUAUAUAUUCAACAAAGUCAGCUUAUACGCAAGCAGUCACAGGAUGCCAGGCCAUUCUGUCACUAGUGUUGUGAAUACAGACAUGCAGCUAUAUUCAUAUCCAGGUCUCAAAUGCUAGAUUUGUUGUCCUGAUUUAUCAGAGAAAAAUCUAGUCUCUUAGUUUCUUUAAUGACUGAAACUUUUAAUUUACAUGUAUGUGUGUUAUAUGUAAUAUAUGUAAAUAAGAUAAAUAUAACUACAAAUACUCCUAGCUAUUAUUUAAUAUCAAUACUAAGGUAUCAUAAACACAAAAGGGUCAUCCAUACACACUUUCCUUUGGAAAAGAGAAUGUCACCAAAUUUCUGAGUUGAUGACUACUAACAACUAAAUAUUCACAGAAAAAGUAGAGUACCAGCUUAAAUCCUGAUAGUUCCUAUUACACACAGAGAAAAAGCCAAAGAUUUCUGGAGAAUUUAUGGCAUUCAAAUAUUCAAGAUGUGUUUUACUAAUGACAUACCUUUUUAUAUUAGACUUACCUGGACAUUAGAAGGGAUAAGAUAAUAUCUCUACCAAGAAAAACUUAUCUACUAUGUAAUUUCUAUAAGAAUGGAUACGUGAUUUUGUGUGCCGAUAUGUCAGAGACUGUGAUUACCUUUUGCAUAUAAAUGUCUGUGAAAACUACAUGUACUUAUUU